Messenger RNA from Haliotis rubra (blacklip abalone), 1949 nucleotides. RefSeq names its product coiled-coil domain-containing protein 181-like. Gene Ontology annotation, molecular function: microtubule binding. NCBI's taxonomy places the organism in Eukaryota, Metazoa, Mollusca, Gastropoda, Lepetellida, Haliotidae. The record is from RefSeq and is a predicted model, not a curated record.
GUGGUAACCGCCUAAACAUGUCAGCAGCUGUGGCCGUGCCGCCCCGUAUUGAGGUGUCCGACACUUCCCAGAUGCAGGCUGACUACGACGACGACUUUGAGGACUUUGAUAAAGAGUUGGACUCCUUCAUCGCCAGUGAGGACAGCUCUCAGAGUGACAACAAGGCAGCUGAUGAUAAGGAGUCAAUCAGGAAGCAGAGCAGCGAUUCAUCUGACAGCCAACCAGAGAAGGGUACUGAGGAGAUUGAGAAGGGUCAGAAGGAGUACCCCACCCCCACCAGCAAGACGUCAGCGUCGGAUGGGGAUGACUACACCUUCAGUGAUGACCAGAAGCGGGCCAUGAUGGAACUGUUAGCACAGAGACAGGAGAACGACUUCCCAGAUGAGGAUCCCCCUGAGUACGAUGUUAAGGACCGGUUGAUCCAGCUGAACGCGGAACUGGCCCAGGAGUCUGACCCCGGAGAGAGGGCACACAAGGUCGGCUUCAAGGAGACUCUUGUUGAUCUGGUCGCCCCACCACCAGACUUCAGCGAUGAUGAAGAUUCUCAAAAAGCAAAAUCAAAUCCAACAAGUCCUCGUGAAAGUGAGGUUGUGUCCAGCAAAUUCUCCUCUAAUCAGACCUCAAAAUCCACAGACGGGAAGAAAAGAGUAGUAGUAGAACGUGAGGGUAAAUUUGAGGUAGUGAACACUGACGAUUUAACUCCUACCGAACGACAGAUGUAUGUCUGUGACCCUGACCCUGAGCCUCCAGCUAAGCAGGAAGGGCCAAAGAAAAAUGAGAAGAAUGUAAACAAUUGUAACAUACACGAAAAAUCAAAACAACCUUCUCCUCCUAAACAGCCAAGACCAGCUACAGCGAAUGGUCACACAAAUCGUCGAGCACUUCGACCAGUGCAAAACAAGCAACGACCAAAGUCAGCAGCAAACCAGGUUUUCAAUGAGAGCAGGUCAGUUGAUAACUUUACCUACGAAUCACCUUAUGCUCUGUCACCAGAACAGAAGGAGUUGUCACGGCAACGAGCAAAGGCAAUGGAGGAUCACAAGCGUGAUCAGGAUAGACGGAGACGGGAGGAGAAAGAGUCUGAGCAGAAGGAAAGUGAUGAAGCAUUCCAAGCCUGGUUGAAGCAGAAGAGAGAAGAAAUCAGAAAGAGGCGAGAGCGGGAACAGGAGGAGAAAAAGAAAGCGGAACAAACUGAUAAGGAUUGGUCGGAUGGAGAAGCAGACCUUUUGACAAAGAACCAGCUGAAGCAGCUGGAACAGGAGGAGCCAGCUCUGCAAUCUUUCCAACCGUUGUUCCAGAAGGAAGAGAACGAGGCAGCAUUCCGAGUAUGGCUGAAGGAGAAGCGUGUUCAGAUACGUCGAGAAAAGCUGCUGCAGCAUCGUGAGGACCAGGAGAUGAAGGAUGGCUACCAGACUGUGUCGCGGGACGAGUGUGACAGAGCAUUUAAAGAGUGGGUUAAGAAGAAGAACAUAGAGAGCAGGAAACUGAAGGCGGUGGAGAGACAGAAGAGUCGCUCAGCUCGUAUUUCUGCCAAACGCUCACGCAGGUCAGCCAGCCUGCUGCGGGCCAUCCGCAACUCCCAGUCGUUCCAGUACGUUGACUACUAUGGCUACAGGUUCUGAUGGGCUGCCAGUCGGUGCCUUCUAAGUCAGUCAAGCGACAGAUAGGGGUUGUCUCAAUAGUUUAAAGGUGUUUUAUUGUGUGGGAACAAGUGCUCUUGUUUUCAGGCUAUUUUGUGCUAGAUCAGAGGUUGUUUUGACAACAGUUAUGAUACAGAGAUACCUUAUAAAAUUUGAAACAACUCCUAAGAAAGAUUUGCUAAGAAUCAACUCAGCUAUCUGUGAUCAAGUAUUUCAGGGAAUUAAUGUGGAGAAAAGUCAAAUUUUGUCAUUUGUAUAUUUGUAUUUCAUAAGGUCAUGUUUAUUGAAUAAAAUUAUUCUCCAACUGUA